UAGGCCCCUGAACUGUACACCCUUAGAGCGAUUUACUCCCCAUACUAAGUGUGUGUGCAAAAUAGCCCCUAAACUAUCAAAAACCUAACAUUUAAACCCUCAUGACUAAACGACGUUAGUCAACGUUUGGUCAAUUUUUUAUUUUUUAUUUAUUUCAAAAUUGCGGGGCCCUCAUUGCAAUGCUUUACAACGGCCAUUUGAUUUGGGGCAAUUUUAGGGAUCGCAGAACCCUAAUUCGCGUUUAGGGGUUAUAAAUUGGUGAGAAAUACACCAAAUCACGUUGAACUAGUGUAGGGUUUUCCAUUAUUGUUGGUAUUCGAGAUCGUACCAUGAGUUUCCACUCAGGUAAUGCUUCUACCCAGUCACGGGAUUGGCGGCAGAGAAGGAACGAGUGUUUGGGUGAUUCGACGUAUUGUUUUUGCGUUAUUGAAGGUGAGAGGUUGAAAUCACCGAUAAGAACUUCGUGGACUGAAGACAAUCCCGGAAGAAGGUUCUAUGGGUGCCAAAAUUGGAAGACCAAAAAAUGUCGAUUUUUCAAAUGGUACGAUGAACCUAUGGGCGAGAGAGCUAUUGAAGUUAUAAAUGAGUUGAGGAUUGAGAACUUGAAGCUUACAGAAAUGAAUUCAAGAUCAGCCACUCCUACUGAUUUAGAAGCUGAUAUUGGUCUUAUCUGGGACAUGGUUCAAGAUUUGAAAGAUGAUUCCAAAAGAGCAAGAAACACAAAUAGAUUUCUUGUUAGCAUUUUGUUUGUAACUUGGUUGGUGUUAAUCUAUGUAGUUCUAGCAUAG
This is a messenger RNA of Salvia miltiorrhiza (redroot sage), 788 nucleotides long. RefSeq lists its product as uncharacterized. The record is from RefSeq and is a predicted model, not a curated record. The transcript is spliced from 2 exons. The coding region runs from base 330 to 788 and encodes 152 amino acids. Gene Ontology annotation, molecular function: zinc ion binding. Lineage: Eukaryota; Viridiplantae; Streptophyta; Magnoliopsida; Lamiales; Lamiaceae.